GCGUAAAUUUGAGGUUAUGUUAGUAUUAAUUCGACGUUCACCAUAGACGAACGUGCGGUGGCGACGUCUCGCGUCCGUCCGACCGAUCGGAGUGCAUCGGCGACGGUACGAUCGAUAUCGUACACUCAAGUGCAUUGUUGCAGUGCCCGUGCUAGUUAAAUAUAUUUUGACUGAAACUUGUGACCGGUAUGAUACCGAAUUUGAAGCUCAGCUGAUUGAUAAUAACUCGAGGUGUUAAGCAGUAACGGAACAAUGGGUGCACCUGCAUGGGGUACGCGCGGGGGCGGUGGCGACCGGCCGCGCUUGCUGCGCAUGACGCCGCUGCGGCACAGCUUCGCAGCGCCGGCGUCACCACCCGCUCCCCCACCGCCGCGAGCGCACGAUUACGCCUCCGACGCUGACACCACUAAAAAAGAAAGCUGGAAUGCAAAUUUGUCACAGAGAUGGAGAAAAUUACGUCGUCGGUGCUCCAGACUUCGGCCAGGUUCGGGCAACAGGGAGCCAAGUCCUGUGCGCUGCUCACCCUCGCCUCCUAGACAGCCAAAUCAAUGCUCUCCGGCUCCACCUUCUAAACUCUCAUUUCGCCAUAGAGGCAAAGUCUAUACAACAGCAUCAUUGCGAGUAACGAGUGGUGCCCCAGACCUACUGCGUGCCUUGGGCAAACUCGGCGGUGGACUGCGUCGACGGGCCUUGUCAGCACACGACGUCCUUGCUCCACCCCAACAACAACCUUCUACAUUCUACGUUCCUAGUCCUACAGCGGUUAGGCAGCAAUCUUCACCUUCACCACCCAGACAGUCCACGAUAAGGCGGCGUUGUAGUUCCCCAAACGUCUACAGAAAUAAAACAUCACCAAUUCGCAGAGAUCGAACACCAUUAAUAAAUCCAGAAGACGAGAGUCGAGAUCAAGUGGAUUACAGUUACGUUCCUGAAAGAAGAAAAAAUGCUCCCGAACCUCGAAGUCGUAGACCCUAUAGUGAAAAUGUGGACUUGGAGGUCCCAUACAGAAAUUGUUAUAAUCGUAUACCACCUGACGCAAAUCAAAGAUUAUGGGAAGAACCGUACAGGCUACCACGAGUACAAUCAAGGCAAGACAGACAAGAGCCCAUGCAGCAAUUAAGAAAUGGAGUGUCUGAAUUACGAGUGAGUGUUACGCCGCGAUCUUCUCGACCGCCUGCUGUUCCUGUUACGCCAGGACAGCAAACGAAGCGACCUAUUGACCUACGUGAUAUGCAGAACUUUGAGGUACGUUUUACAAAAUCAGCAGGAGGUAAAGGUCUCGGCUUCAGCAUCGUGGGCGGUAAAGAUUCUCCGCGAGGCGAUAUGGGAAUCUUCGUCAAAACUAUUUUCAACAACGGCCAAGCAGCCGAAUCAAUGCUACGAGAAGGCGAUGAAAUCGUAUCGGUUAACGGCCGUGGCACUGCCGGGCUGACCCACGGGGAAGCCAUCAGACUGUUCAAGGACGUGCGAGCUGGCCCUGUGUUGCUGCGCGUGGCUCGCAGAGCGCCCGCCCGCUGACUGCCCUGCGCCUGCUGCGGUGACUCAUCGCCGCACCAGGCGCUAUCACAUGUUCCAGACUCUUACUCCACUUUGUAAUACGAGUUUGACGGAAACGUCAUAUGUCUAUAUACGUAGAUAUUCUACGUAGAAUCGCGUCCACGGCAGCGAAUGUAUACGCGUUAAAAAACUUUCUGUGCUACUUUCGAAUAAUAAAUUCGUUAAAUAAUCAUUGACCUCUGGCAAUCAUAAUAUCCAGAGUCAUGAUCAGCACAUAUUUCGCAAGUAAAAACACCGUAGGAUGACUAUGGUCAUAACAGCUACGUCUUUAUGAAAAUUGGGAGCCUUUUUUAUAACACAUCAAAGUGAUUCAACAAAAUAGUAUCUGAGCCCUUUCCGUACCAUCAGGCCCUAUUUGUCAAUAAAUAUAUCAUGGUUAAAAUAUCUGGAUACAUAUGAAAAAAAUUAAUACUUUAACAUGAUGGCUUUAGUCGAUAUGUUACUUUAUUAUAGUAUUGCUUGUAAUGGUAAAAAAAUCGUAUUUGCAAAAGACAUAUUUUUAUAUAAUGCUUAUUUGCUUUGCGUACCAAAGAACUAUAAAUUUUGUAUGAAUCUUUGGUACAUAUCAAAAUUAUAGAUUGGUAAUAUGUCCAGAAAUAUAUAUUUAUAUACCAUGUAAAAAAAAGAUUCAUGACUAUUAUCGUAUAUAAUAAUUGUAAUCGUUAUGCAUUUAUAUUAAUAUAAUAUAAGAAGCUAUGCAUAAACUGAUAAGAUUCUGAAGGAGACACGUACAAUUUGGAUACAAUUUCUUAAAAAUUGUCUGUGAUAUUGAUAUUCAAAGCUGCUUUGUAAAGAAUAAUGUAAUUAUUUUAUUAGUAUAGGAUCUAACUUAUUUUUUAUAUAUUGUAAUAACAAUUAGGUAUUAAUUAUUCGGAGCGCAAUAACAAUGAAGUGUAAGUAGAUUUAAAACAUCGAAGUUUUAGUUACUUAUUUCAGUCAAUCUAUACUAUAACGUAUGUGUUUCAUUUUGAAUUCACGUGUAAAAGAAAAACUUCGUUCACUAUUUUUCUAUUCCUUUAUUACAUUCUGAGCACAUUAUUUUUUGAUAAACAAUAUUUCAAGAUUGAUUAUUUUAACAAAUAGACCAUAUUUUAUUUAUUAAAAUAUACAAUCUUGAACAUCUAAUAAUUCGAAACUGGAUGGAAUUAAUGCUUUUAGUCCAAAACAAUGUAAUUCAUAAUUCAUUAGUGAUUAUCAAAGAGAGCAAAGGUUUUUUUUUUGUUAGCUGUCAUUAUAUUUACACUUUCCUUUACCAGAAUAAAAAUAAAUAAAAUGAUUAUGAACAUUAUCUUAUUGCGUGAUCUGCGUCCAGGACGAGGUGCGGCUCCUCUUAAGUACAUUGUAUCUGACGCGUUUGCAAACCUAUUUAAAGCAUUGUGGCCACACCCAUCUUACGGCCAUAUUGAGCGCUUGUACACAGUUAAUACAAACUCAAGUCUAUGUCUACACAAAAUCUAAAAGAAUGACAUUGUACUUUAUAUUAUAAUUAAAGAGUGCGCUCGCGAUCUUCGCGCUAUCUGCAAUAUUUUGGCUUGUACUAUCACGCAUAUAUCAGAGCACCGCUUUUUGUGUGAACAUUUUAUUAUUUCUACCAUUGUACAGAUAAAUAUAUCUAUUUAUAUAUAUUAAAGGCUGGCACAUUUCAAAAACGCAAGAAAUCCGUCGCCAACAGCGCCUCAAGAGGUCGCAUGAAAGCGCGCGCUUAUAAUAUAUCGGCUCAUGCCAAUAAUGAGGGUGCAUGGAGAUACAGCGUCAACGUUGCACUGCAGCUACAAACCUGUUAGUGAUAUGUGUUAGCCGAAGGUGUGUCAACGAUGAUAAUAAUAUAAAUUAAUGAAAGCAAAGCAGAAGAGAGAAGUUAUUUUUAAAUUUUUGUACAAUUACAUACCUAGUUAUUUAGAAAAAGUAUAUUUUAAAUAUAAGCAUUUAUACAAA
Messenger RNA from Manduca sexta (tobacco hornworm), 3492 nucleotides. RefSeq names its product serine/arginine repetitive matrix protein 1. Lineage: Eukaryota; Metazoa; Arthropoda; Insecta; Lepidoptera; Sphingidae. Gene Ontology annotation, molecular function: protein binding. The record is from RefSeq and is a predicted model, not a curated record. Bases 253 to 1518 code for a protein of 421 amino acids. The transcript is spliced from 5 exons.